UACGACUUCUCGCCUGGGUCCUACCCGCAUGGUGCUUCUCACAGGAGCUCGUCCCUGAUCUAGCAAUGGCUCCUACCCCUCUCACCUCUCUGCUGUCAUUUCCGUCUUCAUCGAGCGCUCCUCUCUUGCCGCCAACGGGCACUCAAGUCCUGGUCACCGAUACCCUCGCCUGUCCGGCUGCUGUCCUCUUAGUUCACUUUGCUCGCUCUGCGCUUCUUGAGUCCACAGCUGCUCCAACGCCAGUGAUAUGGCUGGGCUGCGAUGGUCAGGGUCUACCACACUGGUCCUCGAUAUGUAGGAAAGUGGGUCUCAAUCUGCAAAUGAUGAUGUCAAAGGGCCUGUUUACAUACAUCGAUGCCACAGAGGUGGUGUGUCAAGAAGAUGAGGAAUUCAGUGGGGACAGCCCCUUGAAACGUCUAUACUCAACCCUGAAGCAGCAGCUUGAACGUGUGACUCAGCUAGCGCCGCCUCGAGUAUCUACUGUAGCGAACGGAGCUCACGCGGCAUCGAGCUCGCCUAAGGCAGUCGUCAUCGUGGAUGAUAUCUCCUCCCUCGCUUGGACGCUUCCCUCACUUCCCUCUAUGCACGAAGUAAAUGCUGCUGCCAGAUCCGCUGGUCGCUGGGCGGUCGCUCUUAGAACUCUCUGUUCGAACCAUUCUGCCUCGCUCAUUACACUGCAGCACUCGCGGGCCGACUCCCUCUCCACCCAGCUCUUUGCCCGCUUAUUUCGCUCCUCGUCCCUCUGGAUCGAGGUCAAAGAGCUCUCCUCGGGUCGAGCGCGUGACUGUACCGGCGAGAUUGCCGUGCAUCCUCUGGAGGGCGCUGAGGGUGACGUUCUCACACCGGCCACUGGCAAUGGCAAAGCUGUCCUCUUCCUCAUUGGCAACGACGGCAAGACGCACUUUUGGGCGAGAGGGACGCAAGGGACUGCUUAGCCAUGCAAAGGGAGGAAUUGCCAAGGGCAAUGAAAGAGCGGGCAAGGCGGGCACCCAAGCUCUCGAAGCUACAUCAUACCUGUCACUCGAUUCAUAUGUAAUAUAACAAGGCCUCAAGAUUGUCUAGAUGGAAUACUGAGCUGUUGUACAACUAUCUCCAUAGUCUUUCUCCUUCUGUCGCUUCCUCUCUUGAUGCCCCUGUGUCUGCUCGACAGUUAAC
Molecule: messenger RNA, 1155 nt
Organism: Microstroma glucosiphilum
Lineage: Eukaryota; Fungi; Basidiomycota; Exobasidiomycetes; Microstromatales; Microstromataceae
Exons: 2
Coding region: 66-935 (289 amino acids)
Biological process (GO): tRNA wobble uridine modification
Cellular component (GO): elongator holoenzyme complex
Source: RefSeq, a predicted model, not a curated record